UUUGAGACGACGCCAUUUCGUGUCCACUGUUUCAAGGUGAUACGAUCAGCCUGCAGAGCCGUUAACGGAUCUUUACUCAAAAACAGCGUUGAAUUUUACUCAUUUUUAGUAUUAAGCUCCUGUUUUUGAAGCCACUUUUUUGAACAGCAGCAAAUCAAAAACAGAUACCUGCUCUUGAUAAUAACAAUUAUGUCACCAUUAUCACCGAAAACUCAGAGGCAGACCUCCAGCGACCUGAUCACAGAUCCAAUGGACCCGAUGGCCAGCAGCAACGUGACCAACAAGACGGACCCGCGCUCCCUCAACUCCCGGGUCUUCAUCGGCAACCUCAACACCCUGCUGGUCACCAAGGGCGACGUGGAGGCCAUCUUCGCCAAGUACGGCAAGAUCGUGGGCUGCUCCGUGCACAAGGGCUACGCCUUCGUGCAGUACGCCAACGAGAGGAACGCCCGCAACGCCGUGGUCAGCGAGGACGGGAGGAUGAUCGUGGGACAGGUGCUAGACAUCAACCUGGCAGGUGAGCCCAAACCUCACCGGUCGAAGACAGUGAAGCGCUCUGCGGGAGACAUGUACAGUUCAUCUGUUGAUUUGGACUACGACUUCCAGAGAGAUUACUACGACAGGAUGUACUCCUACCAGUCCCGCGUGCCUCCCCCUCCCCCGCCCCCGCUGUCCCGCGCCGUCAUCCCCUCGAAGCGCCCGAGGGUGAGCGUGAGCGGGGGGGGCAGCCGGCGGACCAAGACCAGCUUCUCCUCGUCCUCCAAGACCAGCCAGAGGACCUCCCGCGCCGCGGUGAAGGUGGACGACCUGCAGACCAUCAAGAGGGAGCUCACGCAGAUCAAGCACAAGGUGGACUACCUGCUGGAGAGCCUCGAGCGCAUGGAGAAGGACCACGGAAAGAAGUCGGAUAUGAAGAGCUGCAAACCUGAACCAGGUGAGGUGUCCCCCCUCCACUCCUCCACCUCCAGCAAGAAAUGUGACGGAUUGAAACGGAGCAUGAACGACUCGGACGACGAGGGAGAUCUGCUGGAGGAUGACGACGAGAUGAAGAGCAGAGGGAGAGAGGAUGACGAGGAGGAGCCCGAAGAAGGAGAGGACGACGGAGACAGCGCCAACGGAGACGAGUCCUAAGCGACACACACACACACACACACACACACACACACACAGUGUUUAUGUGCUUGUGUCUGCUGAACUCACCGUGUAUACAGCGUAUUGUAGAUAUUGCUUCUUCACACACUUCAAGAAUAUGUCAAGUUAGUCGUUUCUUACUUUUUGUUUUCUGACAUAUUAUAUUUGACUCUUUUCUUUUUCUUUUUUUUAAAGAUAUUUCUGCUAUUGGAUAAAUGCAAACUCUUGAUUUUGUUACAUUGAGACGCAUUUAACAACAUUGUAUAACGUUCUGUUUGAUCUCCAAUAUAAACAAACUGACAGAGGAAUUUUUGUUUUCUGUUUUUACUUUUAUGGAAAAUAUUUAACGACGUCGACGUCGAGACAAAGAGGAAUAAAAACAUGCUCCGGUUUUUAAUUUUUUUCGGUCGGGGGCACAACAGUCCGGGCUUGAAAAAUGUAUUUAAAUUUUUAAAAAAAUACAUUGCUGCUGCACAGCCGCCUCCUCACCAGCAGGGGGCAGUGCAUCAUACCCUUUCUGCUUGUACGACUCUAAGACCAAAUCUCCAUCCUCUGGAAAUAGUUUUGUUUGUUUGCCGAGGUGUCGCGACCUUGAGUGACCCCUGUGAUGCAGUGGCUCCUCCCGUGUGUGUGUGUGUGUGUGUGUGUGUGUCUUUUCUUUUCUUGUCAUUUAACUGCACUGGUGAAAGUGAAUAAACAUGUUUUCCAAGUUG
This is a messenger RNA of Cyclopterus lumpus (lumpfish), 1844 nucleotides long. RefSeq names its product heterogeneous nuclear ribonucleoprotein C (gene hnrnpcb). The record is from RefSeq and is a predicted model, not a curated record. The transcript has 10 exons. Gene Ontology annotation, molecular function: RNA binding. Gene Ontology annotation, cellular component: nucleus. Lineage: Eukaryota; Metazoa; Chordata; Actinopteri; Perciformes; Cyclopteridae. The coding region runs from base 190 to 1131 and encodes 313 amino acids.